GGUUAGGUUGGUAAUAAUUGAUAAAAGCCGAAGCGUUGUAUUUUGAAUGCUAUUUAUCGAUUUAUUUAGAUAAUUAAUACCAUAUGAAGGUAUAAAAAGUGAUUAGUUUAAUUCAAAUCAAGCAUGGAUAUCAGACCGAAUAAUACGAUUUAUAUCAAUAAUCUCAAUGAAAAAAUCAAAAAAGAAGAGCUUAAAAAGUCUCUUUUUGCUAUAUUUUCCCAAUUUGGCCAAAUUCUAGAUAUAGUUGCUUUUAAAACCCUUAAAAUGCGAGGUCAAGCUUUCGUGAUAUUCAAGGAGAUUCAAAGCUCUACAAAUGCUUUAAGAUCAAUGCAAGGAUUCCCCUUUUACGAUAAGCCAAUGAGAAUACAAUACAGCAAAACUGAUUCUGAUAUAAUAGCAAAGAUGAAAGGUACAUAUUCAGAACGACCUAAAAAAAUACGUCCACCUCCAACUAAAGAAGAUGAUGCUCCUAAAAAGAAGAAGAAGAAUAAAGACCCUAACAGGAUACCUGGAGGAAAUAAUGCUGAACAACCUCCAAAUCAAAUUCUUUUCUUAACAAAUCUCCCUGAUGAGACAAGUGAAAUGAUGUUAUCGAUGCUUUUUAAUCAAUUCCCUGGAUUUAAAGAAGUUAGGUUAGUUCCAAAUCGUCAUGAUAUUGCUUUUGUGGAGUUUGAAAAUGAACUUCAGUCUGGUGCAGCAAAGGAUGCACUUCAGGGAUUCAAAAUAACACCUACACAUGCCAUGAAGAUAUCUUUUGCAAAGAAAUAGAUUUAAUGUGAAUGUAUUUUUUUUUUUUUCAUCUAAUUGGUAAUAAUUUAAGGUCUAAUUAUGUAGCUCACGAUUUUUUUAAUUGAUUUUCAAUUAAACUACUUUAAUUUCCUUGUC
Messenger RNA from Onthophagus taurus, 885 nucleotides. It is a transcript of the gene snf, whose product is annotated as U1 small nuclear ribonucleoprotein A snf. Gene Ontology annotation, molecular function: RNA binding. NCBI's taxonomy places the organism in Eukaryota, Metazoa, Arthropoda, Insecta, Coleoptera, Scarabaeidae. The record is from RefSeq and is a predicted model, not a curated record.